This is a messenger RNA of Coccomyxa subellipsoidea C-169, 540 nucleotides long. RefSeq names its product NAD(P)-binding protein. Bases 1 to 540 code for a protein of 179 amino acids. The transcript is spliced from 7 exons. NCBI's taxonomy places the organism in Eukaryota, Viridiplantae, Chlorophyta, Trebouxiophyceae, Coccomyxaceae. The record is from RefSeq and is a predicted model, not a curated record.
AUGACUGUGAAGGCAGAUCGCAACAAUGUCUUUGUGGCGGGCGCUUCAGGAGCCACAGGUAGGCGGGUGGUGCAGGAGCUGCGGAAAAAGGGCUUCAAAGUCCGUGCCGGCGUUCGGGACGCUGAAAAGGCUCGAUCCAGUGGGCUACAAGUGGAUAAUAAGGUGGAGCUGGGCAACUGCAACCUUGUUGAUGCAGCAAAGCAGAAGGGUAUCAGCAAGUUUGUGCUGAUGAGCUCUCUGCUCACAAAUGGGGCGGCCAGUGAGAAGUACCUCAGGAGCAGCGGCCUCGAGUGGACGGUAGUCAGGCCUGGAGGCCUCAGCAACAAGCCUCUUGCAGAGGUGGGCAAUUUGAUUGUGGGCAAGGAAGACACACUGUUUGGGAGGCCCUCCGAUCCUGGAAAGGACAUCUCUCGUGACCUGGUGGCAGCUGUGCUUGUCGAGGCUGUGACUCAGCCUGGAGCCAGCAACAAGGUGGUGGAGAUUGUUUCCAGCAAGGACGCCUCUGAAUUGCCGCCUGACCAAUGGUUUAGCAACAUAUAG